Messenger RNA from Menidia menidia (Atlantic silverside), 1107 nucleotides. Lineage: Eukaryota; Metazoa; Chordata; Actinopteri; Atheriniformes; Atherinopsidae. The record is from the annotation of a GenBank genome assembly.
UUCUACUGAUGCUGCUCCGGCCUUCUUCCGCUCCAAUCUCGCAGAUUAAAUUGCGCCCCGUUUCGGUUGUUGGUAAUCCGUUUAUUUCGGUACAAACUGAGGCAAAUCGUACUCUGCCGACAUGGAGGCGCUCGCCGUAGUCCGCAAACAGCUCAGAAACCACCCGGCUUUGAUCCCUCUCUUUAUCUUCAUCGGUGGAGGGGCGGCCAUGUCCAUGAUGUACCUAGCUCGUCUGGGCUUGAGAAAUCCAGAUGUCAGCUGGGAUCGCAAAAACAACCCCGAGCCCUGGAACAAAAUGGCUCCGACUGAUCAGUACAAGUUCUAUACAGUGAACAUGGACUACAGCAAGCUGAAGAAGGACCGUCCAGAUUUCUAAAGAACACAUCUGCUGGAGCAAACAAAUGCACAAACGGCCGCCGCUGGGAUGUUCUUCAUGUGAGGGACCUGGGAGACGCAGAGGCUCAAACCGCACAUUUUCUCAUAUUUAAGUUUCCUCAUCGCGUACCAUUGGAGCUUUUGAUCAGUUUCUCCUUUUCACUGUUUGUCAAUAAAGGAGUCUUUUUUUCUUCCAUACAGAGAAAAUAAUUUGUUUUUGUUUUCAUUUGCGCUCAUAACCAUUUCUGCUCAGUGAGCCCGUUUCCAGCCCCCACUCUGCCUCACUUCUGUCAUGCUGUGCUUCUUCUGCCUCUACUCUGCUUUCACCUCAUCUCACCUUUUGCCCUGCUUUAGCUGACCUACUCAUAAAAUCUAAACCUGGCUUCUAUCCCGGACCCCGUCGGUCUGGCGUUCUCCCCCUGAUGGUGAAAUCUUUGGGUCAUUUCAGCAGCCUGUUUAACUCCAGACCUCCCAGCUGCUCAUUGCUGAACACCAGUAAAAAAAACUGUCCAAAUCAAAUCACGGUUUAGCUCUUUAAAGCAGAGUCUGGGACGGCGUGGCACCAGGACAUGGUGGUGGGCCGUUUGGGGGGGGUAUCGGGUUUCUCCUCAUCCAGAUGAGUCUGUAAAUGUCGUUCCAUCUGCAGCUCGACGAGCACGAGCAGAGCGGGAAAUGUCAAGGAGACCUUCGUGUUUGAAGAGAAGCCCACGUCUGUCCCCCCCCUCCCCCCUC